GACGCAUUGGCGCUGGCAGCAUUGAUCAUUCGAUACAUGAAUUGAUUGUGGUUGGGUUAUUUCGUGAAUUAUUCUAUAUUAUUUCCUGAUAUAUAUUUACGAAAAUGUCGUUGACAAGUUUAUUGCCAACACCCAGUCAAGUUGUUUGGGAUAGGGAAGAUGAAGCUCGUGAACAAAAAUUACGUCAAAGACCAGUCUCUGCCUUGGUUAAAGCUGUUAUUACAGCACCACCUUAUGGACAACGUAAAGGAUGGGUUCCACGCAAUGCAGAGGAUUUUGGAGAUGGUGGUUCCUUUCCAGAAAUUCAUGUCGCUCAAUAUCCUUUGGGAAUGGGAAUGAAAGGGAAAGAAACGACUAGCAAUGCACUUGCAGUUCAAUUAGAUGCACAAGGAAAAGUUAAAUACGAUGUUAUAGCUAGACAGGGUCAUUCUAAAGAUAAAAUAGUUUAUAGUAAACUCAGUGAUUUAUUACCAUCUGAAAUAACAAGCGAGGAAGAUCCUACCUUACAACGUCCAGCUGAUGAGGAAAUCGAUGAGAUUACAGAAAAAACUAAGAAAGCUUUAGAAAAAAUUACUAGAUCAAAAAUUGCCGCUGCAAUGCCUGUCAGAUGUGCGGAAAAACAAGCACCAGCUCAGUAUAUUCGAUAUACUCCUUCUCAGCAAGGACAAUCAUUUAAUUCAGGCGCCAAACAAAGAGUUAUUAGAAUGGUAGAAGCUCAGAUAGAUCCAUUGGAGCCACCAAAAUUCAAAAUUAAUAAAAAAAUUCCACGAGGACCUCCUUCUCCUCCAGCACCUGUCAUGCAUUCUCCAACAAGAAAAGUUACGGUGAAAGAACAGAAGGAAUGGAAAAUACCGCCUUGUAUCAGUAAUUGGAAAAAUGCUAAGGGUUAUACAAUUCCUCUCGAUAAACGUCUCGCUGCAGAUGGUCGUGGACUGCAACAAGUUCAUUUGAAUGAAAAUUUUGCGAAAUUGGCAGAGGCAUUGUAUAUUGCUGAUAGGAAAGCUCGUGAAGCAGUUGAAAUGAGAGCUCAGUUAGAGAAAAAGUUAGCGCAGAAGGAAAAAGAGAAGAAGGAGGAUCAUUUGAGACAGCUAGCACAAAAGGCUAGAGAAGAACGUGCUGGAUUGAAGUCCAGUGCGGCAUUAGAUAAAGCCGAAGAAUCACGUGAAAGGGAUCAGCUAAGACAAGAACGACAUAAGGAUCGUGCAAGAGAUCGAAAUUUGGCACGUGCUGCACCAGACAAAAGAUCUCGUUUACAACGAGAACGUGAACGUGAUAUCAGUGAACAAAUUGCACUUGGUUUACCAGCGAAAAGCAUUCCUACUUCUGGAGAAGCACAAUUUGAUCAACGUUUGUUUAAUACUAGUAAAGGAAUGGACAGUGGUUAUGGUCACGAUGAUGAGUACAAUGUUUAUGAUAAACCAUGGAAAGAUGCAAACUCUAUUGCCUCUCAUAUCUAUCGGCCAAGUAAAAAUAUUGAUAAAGAUAAUUAUGGAGAUGAUUUGGAGAAACUUGUUAAAACAAAUAGAUUUGUACCGGAUAAAGAGUUCAGUGGUACUGAUAGAUCAACUACACGAUCUGGACCAGUACAAUUUGAAAAAGAUGAGGAAGAUCCUUUCGGUUUGGAUCAAUUCUUGAAACAAGCUAAACAUGCUACUAGUUCAACAAGUACAACAACAAAACGUAAAGAGGAUCGAGAUCAACGUCGUGACGAUCGUGAUAAACGUAGGAAACAUUAAUUUUUCUUUUUAUUUUGGAUUAUAUAAUCAUAUAUUGAUAAUAUACAUUAUUGCCUGUGUAUAUACCAUAUAUGUUAUAUACCAUUCAGACAGUUUGGAAUGCGUCCGAUGGUAGACAUUGUUAUAAUUAAAGCAAUAGAUAAGUGAAAUAUUUCAUAUUAAGUAUUUUAAUAUGUUUAUAAUUAAGUAUAUAAAAAAAAAAUAUAUAUAUAUAUAUAUAAAAAAAAUUUUAAAU
Vespa mandarinia (Asian giant hornet) is the source of this 1971-nucleotide messenger RNA. It is a transcript of the gene Bx42, whose product is annotated as Puff-specific protein Bx42. The record is from RefSeq and is a predicted model, not a curated record. Gene Ontology annotation, cellular component: spliceosomal complex. Lineage: Eukaryota; Metazoa; Arthropoda; Insecta; Hymenoptera; Vespidae. Gene Ontology annotation, biological process: mRNA splicing, via spliceosome.